CCUGUUGAGGCUGAUUUUAUGCAGGUGACAGGAAAGCAAGAUUUUUUUCUGCACACUCAUCUGAUGGGUGGAGACUCUAAAACUUCCUGAUACUUUCUAUUUAUGCAGUAGAGUGUGGAGACUGUCUUCAGCACCUCAGUUUUCCAGGUUUGACCAUCUUGCCCAGAAAAGAUGUCUUUCUUCAAGAAAUUCUAUCAAAAUAUAAUUCAUGACAGAGACCCAGAGAAAGACACCAUUAAGCUGAGAGGGAAAGAGACGCCCGUGUUUUAUGGUACGGUAGCACCAUACCCAAACUUCAAUGCCAGCCAUGAUGCUUCAGUUCUGCAGAGCGCCAUAGAAAAUAAAGGAGUGGAUGAAGAUGUGAUAAUUUCAAUCCUGGUCAAAAGGAACAAUGAGCAGAGACAGAAGAUAAAGGCUGUCUAUGAGGCUUCCACUGGGGAGUCACUGAGUGGAGCUCUCAAGUCUGCUCUCAGGUCAGAUUUAGAGGACAUCUCUCUGGCCUUGUUGAUGAAUCCAGCACACUUUGAUGCCCACUUGCUCAGAGAUGCAACAAAGGGAUUUGGCACAGAUGAGGAUGUCCUUGUGGAGGUUCUGGCAACGAGGACAAAUAAACAGAUUGCAGAGCUGAAAAAGGCCUUUAAAGCAGACUACAAUAAAGACCUGGAGGAUGUUAUCAAGGAUGAAACCAGAGGCGAUUUUACCACCGCUCUUCUGGCCAUGCUGAAUACACAAAAAGAUGAAGACACAGUAGUUGACAUGGAUCAAGCCCAAAAGGAUGCAACGACUCUCUUCGAAGCUGGUGAGAAUACAAAAGGAGUGGAUGUCUCUGCCUUCAUUAACAUCCUGACGACACGCAGCGGACCGCAACUCUCCAAAACGUUCCAGAGGUACGCCUGUGUCAGCGACAUGACCUUACCUAAAGCUCUGAACAUGGAACUGAGAGGAGACAUUGAAGACUGUCUCAUUGAUAUUGUGAAAUGCGCCUGGAGCACACCUGCCUUCUUCGCUGAGAAGCUACAUCGGGCUAUGAAGGGCCAUGGCACAUGUGAAGACACGCUGAUCAGGGUGCUGGUGAGCCGCUCUGAAAUCGACCUGAAGAAGAUCUUGGAGGAAUACAGGGCCAUGUAUGACACCACACUACAGGAGGACAUAUUGAAGGACACCAAGAAUCAUUUUGAGAACAUCCUCCUUGGACUUUGUGGCCCCCACUAAAGAACUACAUUACUGGAACUUGAUGCCAACUUUUCCACCACAUAUACAUAUAUUGAAUUGAUGAUCUAAUAAAGUUGGUAUUAAACAGCAAUAGCAAAGGCUAUGUAAUUUCAACAUGUAUGUUUAUGUUUAAAGGGGACCUAUUAUGCUCAUUUUUUUACCCUUUGUAUUGAUUUGUGGAGCAGCUACACACAAUAAUGCGCACAGAAAACCUUUCCAGAUCUUCCAGAAUCUACACCUAUUCCAGCUGUAUUUACUUGGAUUUGUGUGUCCAGCCAAAAAGGCCUUUUUAAAAUUGAUUGCACCCAUAGCCCGCCUCUGGGC
Messenger RNA from Doryrhamphus excisus (bluestripe pipefish), 1536 nucleotides. RefSeq names its product annexin A1-like. Gene Ontology annotation, biological process: signal transduction; cellular response to glucocorticoid stimulus; phagocytosis. Lineage: Eukaryota; Metazoa; Chordata; Actinopteri; Syngnathiformes; Syngnathidae. The record is from RefSeq and is a predicted model, not a curated record. Gene Ontology annotation, molecular function: phosphatidylserine binding; calcium-dependent phospholipid binding; calcium ion binding. Gene Ontology annotation, cellular component: nucleus; plasma membrane; vesicle membrane.